AUGAGGCCUAUUCUUGGUCCAGCAUGUGGCAGCGCUUUUCCCCUCUGGAUCAAAGUGGUUGAUAACGGCAUUGCAGUCAUGUGUGUAGCCACGAGGUCUACUGACUGUUAUAUAGCAUUCAGGAACAUACCAGUCCAGAACUGCAGCGACGGUAGACAAGUGUUCAAGCUCCCACGUCCCAAUCCAUUAUCCUCGUACUGCUAUGAUGUUGAUGCAUGUGUCAACAAUCCCUGUUUAAAUAACGGGACUUGUGUGGCAAACAAGGGCGAGUUUAUCUGCACCUGUCCACCGGGCUUCAAAGGAAUUGAAUGUGAAACAGAAUGCACGUCAACGCCACUGGAUCUCCUCAUCAUAGAGGAUAUUUCUACCUCUGUCAAUCGUAGCGAAUAUGAGAAGGUGAAGUCCCUUGUGUUGGCUACCAUCACUGAUGUAAGCAUUGCUCCAACUGCUACUAACGUAGCUUUCAUGGUUUUCUCGGGAAGGGCAGAAGUCGUAUUCUACUUGAAUACUUACAGUGAAAACAAGACGACUGUCAUGGAAGCCAUUGGUUCUCAAGCACACACAGGAGGGAGCACAUUUCUUGGGGAUGCUAUCAAACUAGCAACGUCUGACGUUUUCACAGAAACCAAUGGCGAUCGCCCUGACGCCGAAAACGUGGUACUUUUUUUCACUGACGGGGAAAGCAGCGCUGAUGAAGAUGUGAGAAGUAGCAUAGAUGAGUUGAAAUCUAAGGCUGAAGUGUUUGUGGUGACUGUGACUGCAAAAGUGGACAUCACCACUGUCAACUUCGUCGCUACUUCCCCAGCUCUGAAACACGUGUUCCACAUUGAUUCUCCCGAAACGGCGGACGCCAUCAGGAACGUCACCAUUAGAGAAAUAUGCACAACGAUACCUCCUGUCGCAAAUACCUUAUAUUUUGAGAUGUUCCUUGGCAAAUAAAUAUGUUGCAUAGCACAUCAUGUGA
This is a messenger RNA of Haliotis rubra (blacklip abalone), 964 nucleotides long. Its product is annotated as matrilin-3-like. Gene Ontology annotation, molecular function: calcium ion binding. The transcript is spliced from 4 exons. Lineage: Eukaryota; Metazoa; Mollusca; Gastropoda; Lepetellida; Haliotidae. The record is from RefSeq and is a predicted model, not a curated record. Bases 1 to 939 code for a protein of 312 amino acids.